CAGCGGCUCAAGCGCGAGCAGGAGAGGCUCCAGCAGGAGGAGAGGCGCGAGCAGGAGGAGAGACGAGAGCAGCAGCUCAAGCGCGAGCAAGAGAGACUCCAGCAGGAGAGGCGCGAGCAGGAGGAGAGGCGCGAACAGGAGGAGAGGCUCGAGCAGCGGCUCCAGCGCGAGCAGGAGAGGCGCCAGCAGGAGGAGAGGCUAGAACAGGAGGAGAGGCUCGAACAGCGGCUCAAGCGCGAGCGGGAGGAGGAGAGGCUGGAACAGGAGAGGCGAGAGCAGCGGCUCAAGCGCGAGCAGGAGAGGCGCGAGCAGGAGGAGAGGCGCGAGCAGGAGGAGAGGCGCGAGCAGCGGCUGAAGCGCGAGCAAGAGAGGCUGGAGCAGGAGGAGAGGCUCGAGCAGCAGCUGAAGCGCGAGCAGGAGGAGAGGCGCGAGCAGCAGCUGAAGCGCGAGCAGGAGGAGAGGCGCGAGCAGCGGCUGAAGCGCGAGCAGGAGGAGAGGCGCGAGCAGCAGCUGAAGCGCGAGCAGGAGGAGAGGCGCGAGCAGCGGCUGAGGCGCGAGCAGGAGCUGGCAGAGGAGGAGCAGAAACAAGAAGAGCAGAGGCGUCGCCAGGAGCAGGAGGAGAAGAGGCGGCGCCAAGAGCCGGAGCAGCAACUACGGGAGCAGGAGGAGCAGGCCCGCCGGCAGGAGCAGGAGGAGGAGCAGCGGCGGCGCGAGAGGGAACAGGAGCUGCAGUUACUCAGGGAGGAGGAGCAGCUGCAGCGGCGGGAGCGCGCCGGACAGCUCCAGGAGGAGGGCAACCUCCAGGAGGAUCGUGAGAGGAGGCAACGCCAGGAGGAGCAGCGCCGCGACCAAAAAUGGAGGUGGCAACUAGAGGAAGAAAGUCAGAGACGCCGCCGCACGCUGUACGCCAAGCCGGCCCUGAGGGAGCAGCUGAGAAAGGAAGAGCAGCAGGAGGAGCAGCUCCGGCCCCAGGAGCGCGACAGGCAGUACCUCCAGGAGGAGCUGCAGCGGGAGGAAGAGCAGCUGCAGAGAGAGGAAC
This is a messenger RNA of Microcebus murinus (gray mouse lemur), 1039 nucleotides long. The record is from RefSeq and is a predicted model, not a curated record. Lineage: Eukaryota; Metazoa; Chordata; Mammalia; Primates; Cheirogaleidae.